AUGUCGUUCGUGGACUCGACACCAUCCUCCGAUGCAAGUCGAUCCGAUUCUAAACCAUCCUUUCCAACCCAACAAGUCGACUUCCACGUCGAUCUCGAAAAACGCGAGAAUGCCUCAAACCAACUACCAAUUUAUCGUCACGAGGGACGGGGUCUCGGAGUCGCAUUCGACAACAUCAAGGUGCAAGGCCAAUCUGGGGGUCAGCGGACAGUCCUAGACUUGCCCCAAAUUUUACGCAAUAUCCUUCAAGCACCGCUGUCACUCUUCAGUAAGCUAGUCAACCAACAGACAACACCUCGAAGUACUAUCGUCCAGGGAGUGUCCGGAGUCCUUUUCCCCGGCGAGACCAUGCUUGUACUUGGUCGCCCUGGCUCUGGAUGUACCACCGUGCUGAAGGUCAUAGCCAACAAUCGCGACUCCUUCGUGGCAGUUGAUGGGGAGGUUCAUUAUGGCGGAAUCAAGGCACAAGAAAUGAACCAGGGCCUCAAGUCUGAGGUUGUGUACAGCUCGGAGGAUGAUCUGCAUUUCCCGACUCUUCCGGUGAAGGAUACUUUGGACUUUGCCCUAAGACUGCGAAAGCCGGCAAAGUACCCUGGAAAGGAUGCCCAAUUUUCAGCAGAGUUGACAGAUAAGCUUGUCAAUGCCUUGGGAAUUGCGCAUACUAAAAACACCAUCGUGGGAGACUCGUUUACUCGAGGCGUAUCGGGUGGAGAGCGCCGACGUGUCUCCCUUGCAGAAGCGAUGGCCGUAAACUCCACUCUCGUUUGCUGGGAUAAUCCCAUCCGUGGACUCGACAGCUCUUCUGCUCUGGAAUUUUUGCAUGUCCUGAAGCGCAUGUCCAAAGCAACAGGGAUGACGAAUGUGGUCACCCUCUACCAGGCCUCCGAAACCAUGUACCGUGAAUGCUUCGAUCGUACCAUCGUCAUGUAUGAUGGACGUAUGAUAUUCAGCGGAAGGGUGGGGGAGGCCAAGCGAUACUUUGAGGAUCUCGGCUUCUAUUGCCCAGAUAGACAGACCACCCCGGACUUCCUCACCUCUGUCACCUCCCCCGCGGAGCGAAGGAUACGAAACGAUUACCAAGGCCCUGUGUAUCUCGACUCAGAAUCUCUAGCCCAGGCCUUUUGUCAAAGCCCGCAUUAUGCACAGCUCCAGCAACAAAUACACCAAUAUUCUCGCUCUACGGAAACGAACGAAACCGCCCAAGAUGAAUUUCGCAGGGAGGUGGGAGGACUCCGAUCCUCAAUGGCCUUCAAUAAUGCUAUUGAGCCCGCCACAUUGGGAAAGCAGAUCCUUGUAGGUACGAAGAGGUACUACAAGCUGUUUUGGAAUGACCGGAAUACCUUCUUCACCGUUGUAUCCCUGUGUAUUGUGAAUGCACUCAUCGCAGGCUCCGGGUUUUACGCUGCACCGAAGACAGCUUCUGGUUCAUUUGAGAGAAGUGGAGCUAUGUUCUUUGCCCUGGCAUACUUCUGUUUGAAUGCAUUGACCGAGGUUGUGAAGACAGUCAAUGCUCGCGCCGUUCUGCUGAAGCAACACAACCUGGGCUUCAUCCACCCUGCCGCAUAUGCUAUUAUUCAGACUAUUGCCGAUAUCCCCGCCGCAUUGAUCCAAACGCUUGUAUUCACCUGCUGCUAUUAUUUUCUCAUUGGGCUCAGUAGCAACGCCUCGCAGUUCUUUAUUUUCGUCCUGAUCACUUUUGUCCAUUCCGCUGCCAUCUCAACCAUGUUCCGGAUGUUGGGCGCAUGGGCACCCAGUUUGAGCAUAUCGCAUCUUCUAGCUGGCUGUGCUCUCCCUGUUGCUUGUCUGUAUUCGGGAUAUGCACCACCAGUUCCAACGAUGCAUCUCUGGGGUUCUUGGAUCCGACGUGUCUCUCCAACCCCAUACGCGAUGGAAGCCCUGAUCGGCAAUGAGUUUGAUAACAUGGAACUGCACUGUACGGACUCGCAGCUGAUUCCAUCAGGCCCUGGCUAUAAUGAUAUUCGCCACCAAGCGUGCCCGAUGCAAGGGGCACAUUCUGGCUCAGCAGAGGUGGACGGAGCUGUGUAUGCAUCCGGCAUGUAUGGAUACACUCGUGCUCACCUCUGGCGCAACUUUGGUAUCAUCAUGGCCAUGUGGGUUCUGUACACCAUCAUUGGUGCAAUUGGCCUUAUGGUGAUGACGCGAGAGAACGGUGGUGCAACAGGCCCGGUGUACAAGCGAGGUGUCCUCCCGCCACAUGAAUCUUCAUCUGAAUUCAAAAACCAAGCCACAAUAGUAGAGACAGAGACAGGUUCAGAGAGCGAGACUGACGUUGCAGAACCCAUGGAUGUACCUGCCCAGGAGCCACCAGCUGCGAAGGACUCCUUGACCAAGCAAGAUCGUGCAUCGUUCACUUUUGACAAUCUCAGCUACUUUGUGAACGUUGGAGGAACGGAAAAGCAACUUCUCAAUCAAAUCUCUGGAUAUGUCAGACCUGGCCAGCUGACCGCGUUGAUGGGAGCCUCUGGGGCAGGGAAGACUACUCUUUUGGACAACCUCUCUCGACGAAAGACUGACGGCCGUAUGACGGGUGAUAUAUUGCUGGGUGGCUCCCCAUUGGGUCCCGCCUUUGCUCGCUCCUGUGGAUUCUGUAUGCAGCAGGACAUUCACGAAGCAUUAACAACCGUGCGGGAAGCGCUACAGUUCAGCGCAUUACUCCGUCAACCGAUUGAGGUUCCUCGAUCGGAGAAGCUCGCAUAUGUCGAACAUAUCAUUUCUCUUUUGGAGCUUGAGACGAUCGCCGAUGCUCUCGUGGGAGCUACCGGUGAUGGGCAGUUGAACGUGGAGGAGCGAAAGCGGGUGACGAUUGGGGUCGAAUUGACCGCAAAGCCCUCUGCCCUCCUGUUUCUCGACGAGCCAACAUCCGGACUUGAUAGUCAAGCUGCGUACUCAAUUGUUGCUUUUCUGCGCAAGGUCGCUGCUGAAGGAGUUCCUAUCGUCUGUACGAUUCAUCAACCGUCUGGUGUCAUAUUUGAAAUGUUCGACCAUGUGAUGCUGCUUGCCCCGGGCGGUAGUACAGUCUAUUUUGGAGAAACAGGCACCAAUGCUUGCACGAUUACGGAAUAUUUCGCGAGAUCCGGUGCAGUGAUGAGUGCCGAGGACAAUCCAGCCGAGUUUAUCAUUUCGACAGUGACUGAAAAGGGUACCGACAGUAAGGACUGGGUACAGGUCUGGAAUACGUCUCCGGAGAGACAAGCCCUCCAAACCAAGAUUAAGACGCUGAACUCGACGUCUUUCUCUCCUGUUACUGAAAUAGGAUCCGACCGAAAGGGCCAGUAUGCGCUUCCUCUCACGGCACAGAUCAUGGUUCUCACUCAACGGCAUUGGAAGGCUGUCUGGCGCAAUGGACAGUACAACUUCAGUCGACUCUUCAAAUCCCUCUUCUUCGAGAUGUUCGUCUCCUUUACCUUUUUCCACAUCGGGAACGAUAGUUCAGGUCUUCAGAAUCACAUGCUGGGCAUUCUACUCGGAAGUUGGGUCAUUCCUCUCAUUGCGGCAGACGUGCACGCAAUGUGGUAUGAGAAGUGGUCAAUCUUUGAAGCGCGUGAGCGUAACGGAAUAUACGACUACAAGGCACUUGUUUCUGCGUUGGUUCUCGUGGAAAUUCCCUUCAACAUUGUGCUUUUCACCCUGAUUUUCUUCGUUUCUUACUGGACCUUCGGUUUCGCCAGCACUGCCUCUAUCGCUGGCUUUGUCUACUUCAUGUAUCUGCUCCUGGCUAUGUUUGGCCUGGGAUUCACAUAUCUUGUGGCUGCAUUGUUUUCAAACGCCACCAUGGCUGGUUAUGCCAUGGCUCUGCUCUGGGUCACGUUGCUCAUGUUCUCAGGCGCUGCUAACCCGCGGAGCGCACUGAACUCAUUCUACCACCCUUGGUUAUACUGGGCAGAUCCAUUGACAUACUUCUUUGAGCCCACCGUUUCCACUGUCCUACAUGGAGUUGAAGUCCAAUGCUCUGCAGAUGAAAUGGCUGUGUUCGACCCACCGUCUGGCCAGACCUGCCAACAGUAUAUGACAGAAUAUCUCAAUACUAACCCAGGGAACCUCACAAAUCCCAAGGCAGAUCAGAGCUGCACAUAUUGCCCAUAUUCAGUCGGGGAUGACUUUGCAGAAACGCUGCAUUUCUUUUACAGCGAUCGGUGGCGCGAUUGGGCUGUGCUUUUAGGAUUCUGCUUGACAAACAUUUUGCUGGUGUUCGUUGUUACGUGGUUCUUUAGGGUCAAAAUGCGACAGUGGAAAAAGUAG
This is a messenger RNA of Penicillium verrucosum, 4260 nucleotides long. RefSeq lists its product as uncharacterized. Gene Ontology annotation, molecular function: ATP hydrolysis activity; ABC-type transporter activity; ATP binding. The record is from RefSeq and is a predicted model, not a curated record. Gene Ontology annotation, cellular component: membrane. The coding region runs from base 1 to 4260 and encodes 1419 amino acids. Lineage: Eukaryota; Fungi; Ascomycota; Eurotiomycetes; Eurotiales; Aspergillaceae. Gene Ontology annotation, biological process: transmembrane transport. The transcript has 2 exons.